Molecule: messenger RNA, 1059 nt
Organism: Paraglomus occultum
Lineage: Eukaryota; Fungi; Glomeromycota; Glomeromycetes; Paraglomerales; Paraglomeraceae
Source: the annotation of a GenBank genome assembly
AUGGCCUUGUUAACCUUUAGACUUCAUAGACCGAAGUUUGUCUUUCUGCGUUGGUUCAGCACCGCAAACGUUCAUCAACGUAGCAAUACGACAAGAGUAACAAAAGGCGCAAAGAUAAGAACUGGUGGGAAUUCAGCAUCGAGUCUUUCAAGUAUAUCAAAUCGGAAGAAAUUCCGAGCGACAACAUUUUCCACAUCAUUACUUUCACAAAUCGAGGCCCUUGGGCUCGCCAGACCACUUACGGUCUCUGGCAAGUAUGGGAACAAAGUGGCGAUAAACCAUAAGACAAAAGUUUUAGAAAACUUAAAGAAGGUUGAUAUUGAUCGGGAAAGGCUUGAGUUACCACACUUUUAUUUUUUUGCAGGAGCAAAGACUCCAACUUCGUUCCCUGCCCCAGAUUUACCCGAAUUGGCCUUUGUUGGUCGAUCGAACGUAGGGAAAUCUUCCUUGAUUAAUGCAUUAGGCGAUAGUCGCAGUGCGCGUACGUCGACCAAACCGGGAUUCACGCAGCAGAUUAACUUCUACGCUGUUGGAUCAUUAUUUAACAUGGUAGAUAUGCCCGGUUACGGAUUCGCCUAUGUUAAAGAAGAGGAGAAAGCCAAGUGGAAAGAAUUGAUAGAGUCCUAUAUAUCUCAGAGGGAACUGCUGCUAAGAAUUUAUGUGCUUUUGGAUGCGAGACAUGGAAUCAAGUUGAUAGAUAAAGAGUUUCUACGAACCCUGGAACAACAUCAAGUUGCAUUUCAAGUAGUCCUUACCAAGUGUGAUCUUGUGACUGCAGUUGAUCUUGCACGCAGAUAUGUACUUGUUGAGACGGAGCUUGCAGAAUUCCGUCAUGCUGUGGACAAGCCGUUAAUGGUCUCGUCUGAAACAAGCGCAGGCAUCUUCAUGAUGAGAAAAGAGAUGUUGCGACUGGCAGGUGGAUUAGAUCGUGCUCGUAAGUUUGCAAGAAGAAAUAAAGUAUCUACAGAAGACGCUGUGGAUAGUCCACGAGCAAAAAAAAAGGGGGAAGAAUGUAUUAGCCAGAAUAAAAGUAAAAAUACGAAUAAAGCACGUCGUUAA